AUGCCAUAUUAUGCGCUAAACAAGAUACAUAGGCAUAUAAGAGGAAGUUGUGGAAGAGGAGGUCGUGGAAGGGGAAGUCGUGGAAAAGAAAAAGAACACGUGUUGAAUGAUGAACCUUCUACACUAAAUAAUGAAUUUAAUGACUCUGAUUUAAUUAGUGAAAGGGAAACAGCCGUAUCGAAUACUUCAAAUAUCACAAGUAAUCCAAGUCAUAAAAUAUUGGCAACAUCAAAUGCUAGAUCAACAUUAAUUAUACCAGUUUAUGAAAGUAUUGCCGACUCUGAAGAUUGUGAUAUUUCAAUAAUGGAAUCAACUACUAGUAGUCGAAGUAAAGUCAAUCGUCAACGACAAAGUAAAGUUUCAAAGCUAUCUGAAGAUUAUAAUAUUUUAACUAGGGAAUCACCUACUAGUAGUCGAAAUGGUCAACGACAAAGUAAAGUUACAAUGCCAUCUGAAGAUUAUAAUAUUUUAAGAGAAUCAUCUACUAGUAGUCAAAAUAAAGCUAAUCACCAACGGCAAAAAACUUAUAAGGAUCAAACGAAAACAAAAAAGCAGCAAAAAAAUAAUAUUAAUGAGCAUAGUGAUAAUGAUGAUAGUGUCGACUAUUUUAAAAGAACAAAAAAGCCUAAGCCUCUAAAAGAUAUGAGCAACAUCUUUAAAGUUUGCCAAUGGCUUGUUUUAAUAAGACCAGAUAUUUUAGUAGCAGCAAAUCAAAUGCGCAAUUCUAUGUAUAUAUCGAUAGAUUCACCUAUAACUGCGAUACCCCAAUCUGAAGUAACAACAUCAACUAAUAUUAGUGAAGACAAAGAGCUUGCACGGCUUUGGCACGAAGAAAUGAAAUGUCUUUUUCUCAGGUGCAGAAAUCCAACGGUCAGAGUAAUUGAAAAUCUUAUUGUAAAAAUAUUCAUUUAUGAACUCUACAGUAAUGAGGCUGUAGAAAUUAUUUGCUAUUCAAAGCAAGUAUUAACAGACUUCCGUAGCAAAUUUAACCAAAAAAUUGCUAUAUUAAUACAAGAAUUUAAAGAUAGACUGCCAAGUGAGAAACAAGUUUCAACUCCAUCAAGAAUUGAUAUGAAUGAGUAUAUAACUCAAGAAGUUGCUGAACAAACAUUAAAAAGAUAUUUAAGCAGCACUGAUAUGGAUAAGCUCAAAAAGUAUAGAACUAUGGAAAAGCUUUUAAUGCUAAUAAGAAAAGCGUUUAAAAUAUAUUAUUAUGCUUACAAUACCAAAGCCGUUAAGGAACUCGACUAUCUUACAAUAGACUGCAAGAUCCCAA
This is a messenger RNA of Dentiscutata erythropus, 1276 nucleotides long. The record is from the annotation of a GenBank genome assembly. Lineage: Eukaryota; Fungi; Glomeromycota; Glomeromycetes; Diversisporales; Gigasporaceae.